Messenger RNA from Protopterus annectens (West African lungfish), 14637 nucleotides. Its product is annotated as heparan-sulfate 6-O-sulfotransferase 2-like. The record is from RefSeq and is a predicted model, not a curated record. Bases 1 to 807 code for a protein of 268 amino acids. The transcript has 2 exons. Gene Ontology annotation, cellular component: membrane. Gene Ontology annotation, molecular function: heparan sulfate 6-sulfotransferase activity. Lineage: Eukaryota; Metazoa; Chordata; Ceratodontiformes; Protopteridae.
AUGAAAGAUCUGCCUCUCUUUGAGCUGCCAUUCCUCUGCAGAAUAAAUGGAUCCCAAGAUACCCAGUUAGAAGAACUAAGCCUUCAUCAGCAGAUAAAUAAGACAUGUUGGAAUUUUUAUUAUAUCACAAUCCUUCGUGAUCCAACAUCACGUUAUCUGAGUGAGUGGAGACAUGUUCAGAGAGGAGCAACAUGGAAGGCAUCCUUACAUGUGUGUGAUGGGCGAUCGCCAACAUCUGAUGAGCUUCCCAGCUGUUAUAGUGGUGACGACUGGUCAGGAUGUUCUCUAAAAGAGUUCAUGGACUGCCCAUAUAAUCUAGCUAACAAUCGACAGGUUCGUAUGCUGGCUGAUCUGAGCUUAGUUGGCUGCUACAACUUGUCUUUCAUGCCAGAGGAGGAAAGACAAAAGGUUCUACUGGACAGUGCAAAAGAAAAUCUGAAACGUAUGGCAUUUUUUGGUCUUACAGAGUUUCAGCGGAAAACACAGUACCUAUUUGAAAAAACUUUUAACAUGAACUUUAUUUCGCCAUUUACUCAGUAUAAUAAUACGAGGGCAUCUAGUGUCGAUAUUGAUGAUCAGACUCAACAGCGCAUUCAGACUUUAAAUUUUUUAGACAUGGAAUUAUAUGAUUAUGCAAAAGACUUGUUUUUACAAAGAUAUCAAUACAUGAGACAAAAACAGCAUCAAGAAGAAAGACAAAAGCGUCAGAAUGACAGAAGACAUCUUAGAGCAAGAAAAAUGCACAAUAGAAAAGAGUUUGAUAAUUCAACUGACAGUUAUAUUGGGACUGUAGCAAAAUGGCGAUAAAAGGGCUGACCACUUAUUUUACUUUUAUAUUCUAAAUAAUUAAAGCAGAAAAAAAGCAGAAACUUUGCAUACCCAAAGGAGUGGUUCAGAUAACUUUCUUCAGAUGGUAUUUUAAAACAGGAUAAAAAAAAUUUACUUCUGAGUUGCCUUUGCAUCAGUUUCAGUUCUGCGUUCCCUACCAUUAUUAAGUGUCAAUUCUGGGUUAUAAGACUAUUUAUAGAUGACUUACUACUGCAGCUCUGCAUUUACCGGUCAAAAAAUACUCACUAAGGAAACUGUUUUAAUAGAUACAGAUCUUAUCUGAAGAGUGAAAUGAGUGUGCACAUUUUAUAUGUAAGAUCACAACUAGGAAGUGCUUUAUUUAAGAAAGGCGUACUAGUACAAUACACCUCAGAAUCAAAUUGCUCUUUAAAAGUAAAAUGGCGUCAUACUCAUUGUAAAUCAGUGCAUAUAAGUUGCUAAAACAAAGCAUACAGCUGUGUUCUUAAAAUAAUAAAGCAGCAACAUAUUCAGAAAUAGGAUUGAUCUUAUUUCUGGCUUUCAGAAUGUACAGAUGUUUAAACAUUUAUAGCACUUCAUUAAUACUAUUAGAUUACUUCAAAUUGUAUGUAAUUUUAUGUUACAUGGCACAAGCAGUUUAAUGCAUUUUCGGUUGUAGUCACAUUUACUAAGUGCUUUCAAUACUUUUAAGUACAUCUUAAAAGCAAAUGUUGCAUUAUAUUGCAUUUAUUGAGUCAUUUGGGAAGCACUUGUGAACUCUUUCUUCAAUGACUCCUUUUUUAAUAGAAGUGUCCAAAAUGGAGACUAACCUAUAUCAAACGUUAAUGGAUUAUGACCCUGUCCCACAGCAGACAGAAAAUAUUAUCUGCAAUAAAUUCACUGCUCACAAAUACUUCAGUAGUAAAUAUGUCUGCAGCAGAGACAAAUAAUCAAAAUUAUAUAUAUAUAUGGUAUAUAUUAGUAGAUGCAAUACAGUGUUACUACUCAUACACUGCCUAAAAUAGGAAUGUUUUACUUGGCAUUUCAUUUUGGAUAUUACCCACACACAUUUUAUUCAGUUUAUUUAUGGAAACAUCCCUUAUAAGUCAGCUGAUAAUGCUGGUUAGGCUAGAAAUGAUAUGCAGUUAAGUAAUGUUUCUGAGUUCAUUCGAUCUCAAAUGAAUUCCUUUUUUAAGCUUUUAAAAGCAUGAUAAAAAGUAGUUAUCUAUGCAAAUACAUGUUUGAACUAAGUUUCCACAAAGCAAACGUAAACAGUAACAGGAAAAGCAAGAAUAAUUCAACCAUUUUAAUUAACGUUUCACAAAGUAAACGCUGGGUUAGACUAUCGUUUCCAUUAUUUCUAACCGUUUAUAUCCUUCCUUCUUAGUAACUCAGUCUUUUCCUCCAUGAAAUGCUGUCUUCAAACUGAAAAUCCAUGCUUUAAAUAAUGUAUAUAGCUAUAACCUGUACUAUUCUGUUGGCUUUUUGUGUCAGUAUUGUUAUUAUUACGGCCUGUUCAUCUCUGAAGAUUUAACUUAAUGCUGUUCAUUGUUGUCUCCAUCAUUGUAACUGUAUUCCCCCAGGCUAUGGCUGAAAUUGGUCCAUUUUGACCAGUACACUACCCAUGUAAACAAAAAAUAAAAUAGCAUGUACUUAUCUGAUAAAAUAAUCACCAAACCCCAUCAACUCAAGUAUUUGUAUAUGUAAUGUGUGUUACAGGAGGUUUGGGAGGUCACUCACUGGAAGUUCUAGCUUGGCUGGAGUUUUCAUUUAGUUUUUUCCGAUUGUUUUUUCAGUGUGACCUUCUAACUCUUUCUUACAAAGUUACACAUGAAAACAAGUCCUCUGAGGUACCACUGUCAAUUUAUUUUAAAUUUGUCUUUUUUUAAAUGCACACCCUGAUGUGCAUUUUACUUUAUCCUGUCACAUUAAAUAAAUACAUGCAUUCAUUUUAAAAUUUGAAAUGUUAGAACAUAUCACUCAACUUUAUUUGCGAAGUGGCUAGAAAGGGCAUGGUUCUCUUUUCUAUGUAUUUUGCCACAUAAGUGCCCCUUGCAUGCAUUUUCAUCUUCCCAGCAAAACCAUAAAAGCAAUAUUACUUGUCCAACACAUUUGAAAUACAUUAUAAUAAAUGCAGGUUGCCAGUCAAUAGAUAUCUGAAAAUAUGUUUGUUUAAUAUAUGAUCAGAUAACUCGGCAUUUAAUUUAACUUGUCUAGAAUAUUUCUCAAAAACAUUUUUCUUGCUUUCCAUAUAUUACGGCAACUCAGAAUUUAAGUUUACUUAAAAUACAUAAUCAUAAAAAAAAUUUCAUUGUUUUCAUGAUUUUUUUCUUAUGCUAGAAACUAAUUUAGGUUUUCUCCUACUAACCUUCAUCACUAACCCCAGACUUCAGCAUGCACCAGUUAUCAUGAAAUAUCUUAUUAAUCCUAAAUACAUUGCUUAAUCUGAGAUAGUAACUGAAAUGUUGGGACCUGCAUCAGUGAGUCCUGCAAUGUUGAGACUAAAUGGUUGAAAAAAAGUCUGCAAUAUCCAUUUCUCAGAAUAUUCCAUUUACUCUGAGAUAUGAUGAUCUCAGAGUUAGAUAAGUUUAAGGGUAUGGGGGUUCCACUCUCCCCAAAAAACACAACUUAAAGGAGAAGAGUGAUUUUGGAUGCUUGCUCUUCCACUGUGCUUUCAGAUUUUUUUUUUUUUUGCAUGACAGCGCUUGGCAUUACAAGUACCAACAUUGUGAUAGGGAGCCAUCUUAGAUACGUCACUAAAAUGUAGAAGAACAAUGUGGAGGUGCUUGAAUGUGCUGUAUUGUUUUGUGAAUAACAAGUAUGUUUUGAGUGUUAAAGCAAAUGUCUGAAAGAUCAUUUUGGUGGGAAACUUGCAUUUGUCAAAUGGUUGUAUUUUUUCUUCUUGAAGUUCUUGUUUUACCUUUAAGUUUAUAUAUGGCUGCAUUGUUUUUUUCUGAUUUUAAGCCUCCUUCAUUAAAUCUAGAGAUCCAAAUGUAAUUUUAUGGACAUUACAGACAAACUGUUUCUGUGUUUCAACACUGCACUGUAACACAACUCUCUCACACACUUGCAUACAAACACAAACACACACACACACACACACACACACACACACACACGCACACAUUUAUGCAAAACUUUGUGAAACUAAUAGACCAUAAUCAUGAAAGGUUUAAAACAGCUUGUAUAAACUUCUGAAGUAGUAAUUUUUUUACAGUUCCAUGUCCUUGUUUCCCAUCAUUCUUUGAGAAGGACAUGGUGGAUAGUAACAGUGGAGAACAGUAACACAACAUGUAUGUUAACUAUCAGCUGUUGCUAUAACUUACAAAACAUGUGCAAGAAUGUAUUUCUACUGCUGUGCUCCUAACAUGGAUUUAGUAUUCUCACAGGUCUUACCAUCUUUGGUUCUAACCAAUGUUUGCUCUAUCUCUAAUGGUUCUUUUUAUUAUAGCAUUAUGAAAAAUGGGAGGUUUGCUGCUUAGAUACUGUAAUGCUCACAAUAUCACAAGUUAGAAAGUCUUCACAUAUUGAAAGUGUCAUAUGAAGACCAGUAACAGCAUCUGAAGCAAGAGUUUUAAGUAUCAACAAAUUGUGAUAAUAAAAACACCUUCAUGAGUUUAUGGCUCCAGGGCCAUUAGCCUAGUACACACCUAUGAACCUAUGUCUGAUGGGGCUGAGUAUUCCAAAACUAAUGUUUCUGUGUGUAGGAAUUUUCUAUACAUUCAAAGCUCGAACCAAAUACUCUGGUUUGACUGAAAGAAAAAUGCUGUUGCUGCCACAGAUGCUGCAAAAUGUUGUUCUUUUCCCAAUAGUGUUAUGAAGUGAAGGCAAUAUUCACAAAAUUUUAAAAUGGCUAUAACAGGUGUACCAGAACUGUAUGGUGCAUACCAUAUUCAUGGCUAAAUGAGUGCAUUUUUCCCCUAUCUAGUAUUUCUAAUUAUUUCCAUUCAUCUUAGUUCUUAUCUGGACUUAUGAUUCAUUUGUGCAUUUAUCUUUUUAUGGUCUGAUAUAUGUGCUGAGCACAAUAGAUCAUUUACUGACAUGUUAGUUAUCAGGUUCAUCAAACAUUUGAAAAAAAAAACACAUAUACAAAUUAUUCAACCCAUUUCCUCUUUUUUGCAUUAGGGUAAUAUCUUGUAACCUGAACAAAUAUGUGAGUACUGUUAAAAGCUAUUAAGGCACAGAUGUAUCUCCAGUAAUUUAUAUAACUGAAGUUAGGUAGAUUAAUCAUGACGUUUGAGUGAGGGAGGUAUCGACAGUGGAACGCAAGGGGAAACUUUAAGGAGUAAUCGGGGUUAACAGAUGAAUCGGAUCAGACAGGUAGUCUGUUCUUUGAAGUUAUAACAUUCAUAAAUACUGAGCUGCGAAUGGAAUGGAGUCCUGACCACUGGAUUUGUUACCAAAAAAGAUCCUGUCUUUUGUUUGCUUCUGCUGAGUAAAUACCUAGCAGGAAAGGGAGUGCACCUGAUCUCAGAAGUGUUAGAAUUUCCCUUUGAUGCACCAUUUCCACCAAGAGAGGACAAGCAUACUAGUGAAAGUAAUUAUAGGUGAGAGACUGAUCAGUAUGUCCCCUUACGUGAGCGAAAGAAAGGGACUCCCUCUACCCUACUGCAUAAUGAAUACUAUCCUUCAAAAAUAAAACAUGGAAAUUGAAUUAAGAAAAACAGGUCUAGAUUCCUGCGGGUCUGUAAAUUAUGCUUCAGUCAAAGAAAAUAACGAUCAUAUGUUAUUUAAUUAGAAGAAGUAAGAUACAUUAAUGUGUAAUUAAAAUUAUUUCACACUGAAAGUUAUCCAUCUGCUGUGCAAGUAACUUAAUUAGUAUUUUUUGUUGAAACAGUUCUUUCAAGGCAGAAUGAAAUCUAAGCAGACCAAGAGAUACUUAAGGUUAAACCUCAUUCAUAUUCUCCCGUUAUGCACUGUUUACAGCUUUAGGGGUGGUAUCCAAAAAAAAUCACCAAUUUCUAGAAAGUAUAGACUUUGAGACAUUGAUUGUCUGUAUUAUGGUACAUUUACAUGGCUGACUUUCUGAAGAUGUAACAUGCUACUUAGUUAUAGUUACUAUCUUUAUGUAGAUAAGCAAUGUCAACACUGUACAUGUUGCACCAUAAUAUUUAUUAUACUUCACAAAAACAACAAUCUGUGGAUAAAAAAAGCCUUUAUUUCUUAUAUUAUAAGUAGUGUUUAGUCUUCUCUGGUUAAAAUACAUGGCAAGACUCACUACACAGCAAAAGAUCACUAUAUCAAUAAAUUCCUCUCUAAGUGUAGUGCCAUGAAAUUUGAAGCACUUGGAAAUUAGCCUUAUAAUGAUUAUAGGACUUCACGUCAUAUGAUUUAUUACAACCAUGUGAUAGUUACAAGACCUGAGGUCACAUGACUUAUUUAUAAUUCUGUGAUAGUUACAAGACCUGAGGUCACAUGGCUUAUUUGUAAUUCUGUGAUAGUUACAUGUCCUGAGGUCACAUGGCUUGUUUGUAACUCUGUGAUAGUUACAUGUCCUGACGUCACAUGGCUUAUUUCUAACUUUGUGAUAGUUACAGGUCCUGAGGUCACAUGGCUUCCUGAAUCUGAGCAGUACUUUGAACAGCUCAGUAACAGAAAAUGUGUAUAAAAGGAAUGAGAGAAGAAAAGGCAAAAACCCCAAAUAUCUCCAAACUGUAUCAAAUGUCACCCCAUGUUGGCUUCUCCUUUAUAAUGCUCUGGACUUGUUUAUAUAAAGAAGCAGACUCCUGAGGUGCCCUCCUUUCAUCUUGAGGUCUCCAUUGUUUUGCUCCCUUCUGUGACAUGCCCCUCUAUAGAAUUCAUUUUUAUCACCCAAAUCCUCCCAGCUGGGGACAGAGAGUAAUUAUCCUGUCUGCUUUUGUCAUAGUUGCAGGCUCUAACAGGGGUGUCACCAUGUCUGAUCCCUAGUGUUUAUUCUGUUUCAAGUGGACUAUGAUUAGUUAUUGUUGGCUACAAAGUAGCAUGUUUGUGGCCUUAACUCAGGACGUGCAUGGCUUCUUGGUACAGCUUUUACACUACCAGGUAUCUGGCUGCAUUUGAAUUAUUUCAGUGUCUGAAUCUUGAUUCUUAUUUGUAUUUCAGCCAGGUACCCCGAUGUUUAGUCCCAGACAGUGGUUCUCCCAACAUUGACCCCACAUACUGACCCUCCCAGCAUCGGCCCCAGAAGGGAAGUAGACAUUGACUGUUUUUUUCUUUUUGCCUGACCUUAACUGGGGUGUCCAUUGGACAGAAGACAAACAUUUAUUUCCUAAAACUGCCAAGCAUUAGGGAUCAAGAUAUGAGUACCUGGUAUUUAUCUCUCCUUAAAGGUAGGAAAUCCAAAAUUCUGAAAUGUCCACAUACUACACUUUUGGUUUACUAUAAUUUAACUGAAAUGGACUCGGUCAACUGAUCAUAUCAUUGACCAACUCCCACAAAAACUCACACAGCUGAACUCCGAAAUUGUAGAAUUGCAUGUUGAAUGCGACCCAGGAAUGAGAUUUAACAUGUGUCGAGAUAGGGGCGAGAUUUGUACUUCGGCAAUAUCAGAGUUCGACAUUGCCAAUGUUCGAGGUCGGGUUUUCGUGUGGAGUCAACCGACUCCACUUCAGUUAAAUGAUAGUAAACCCAGACUUUCUCACCAGCUGUUAGCUUCCUCAAACAACUCAUCUCCUGCAUCUAGCAGUACAUAUCUAUCUAUAUAUCCAUCCAUCCAUCCUACAUUAUCUUAUAUAUGUAUGUCAAGUGUUUCUUCCAGUGCUCUGGCUACCUAUAUGUUAAGCUUGCAUUCCAGUUUCCUACUAUUUCCUACAUCAGAUUCAAUGUGGAAGGAUCUGUAACUUUACAAGCUUCUGGUCUGCAUUCUUUCUGGCAGAAGGCUGUCUUUUCCUCAUGAUCAAAUGUACCAAUGAAAUGAAAGUACAAAACAGAGAGGUUUCUAGACCCCUGUAUGAAUUUAUAUUAUGUCAGCAUGUCUCUAGCUAUUAAAGAGAAAGAGGAGGCUUCCUCACCAUCAUUUCCUCCUGAUGACCUCAAAUUUCAUGAGGUCCUCUAUGUGUGGAAAUGAAGGGCAAUGGGUCCAGACUGACUACCCAUUUCUUAAGUGAUCUCUCCAAUGAGCCUCUGGGAUUCUAAACUUCAUGUGUGAUCCCCAGUUGUAAACACUUUCAAGGACCUUAUAACACAUACCUGGGAGCCCAGUAUGGAUAUACCUCUACCCUACAAAGCAGAUAGGAUGUUCUGGCCACCAAAAUAAUUUAUGAUUUGGAAAGGGUAUAACCUCCCAUAUUCAGACUCUUAUGAUAAAGAACUAUUAUAAAAUCCACACAUCUGAUCAUGCUGGUCCUUCCACUGAUACAGAAGGUUAGUUUAGGACUUUGAUUUAUAUAGAAAAGCAGGUAUUUAUGCCUGCCAUCUUUAUAAUGAGGACAAUAAAUUAUCUGAUCUUCAUGGGUUAUUUCUAGCAGUAGUUGUUGAAAAAAGCACCCAAAACAUAUGGAAACCUCAUCUGAAUCUGAGUAAAGGAUGAAAAUUUGCACACAGGUGAUCAGAUAAUCUAUCAUCAUCUGAAUCAGAAAUGGUUGAAAUAUAGAAUUAGCUGGCAUAUAAUACUACAAAUGUGGUGACCCACAUAAUGGGAACUAGUAUUGCAUUUUUCUGGCAAAAACUCAAAGUCGCACUUGAAACUCUCUACUGUGGGCAAUUACUGAUUGAAAUUAAGCUAGAUGAGUAGUUUAGGACUAUGAUAAUCAAGUCAUUUCAUUUUGGCUGUGAGUGUUUUCUUCCAUUUACCCUAGGAGCCUCUAGCAGGUCCUGGCUUAGCUAGCUGAGGCCGUGGUCCUCAGAUGCAGAAACAGGCCCAUAAGUAAUAGCAGCAGGUCAGGAGUUGUAUGUGCUAUUAUGGAUGGGGUCCAUUCAUGGAUUUCAUUACUAGAUUCAUCCAUAAAACCAUGGAGGCAGGGAACCUUUUUUCAAAGAUCUCCUCAGCAUUAUGGCCUCUCAAUCUGACUGCUUUCUGUUGAGAGAGAAGCUUGGAAAAAUACUUUCUCCCUUAUAUGUGCCAUGGGAAGUCAUUUCUGCCAAUGAUAGGUAAGAAAAAAUAUCAUCAAGAAUUAAAACAUGAAUAUCUGCUCCCUACCCUUCAUCGUGUAUACUUUUAAAAAGAGAGAAAGAGACACAGACAAACAGAUACAUAGACAAAAAGGCUGCCUUGCCAGGCAUAGUGCAGAAAGGCCUCCAUAAAAUAAAAACAGAGCAAGCAUGUACAUCAAUAAUGACUUAAAGGGAACUGUCUACCAGUUCUGUUUAUAGUUCAGCUCAAAAUAAAAUGAGGAUGAGACCCAUCUGAAUUUCAGCAGCCUGAAGAGGUUUAUUACAUUUACAUGCUUUGCACGCCAACCAUUUAGUUAUCAAUACCUUUCCUGGCCGUAUGGAACAUGUGCUCUUUGGACUUCCAGGAUAGCUGCCUACACCUCAGGAAUACAAUGCAGGACUGGCGUUUCUUACUCUUCUGGUAGGAGACAAAUCAUUCCCGGUUUUGAAUCCUGUUCGGCCUCUCAUUAGCACCAGUGAUUACAUGACGUGCAUGGGAGUAGUAAGUAUACACUAUAGGAUACAACACGUGUAGAUUGUUACUCAGCUGACUGCCAGGACUGGGUCCUCAGGACAUUUCAUUCUUUUUCUGAUCCUGUUCAGUCUGAAGUUAACUUCAGCACAAUUCAGCUUCUGGAGUUUGAAGCAGUGAUCCUCCUGUGGUUUACUGUAGAUCAUUUUUACUUGUGACUUACUCACUGGACUUUCAGUGUACAGUGUUUCCAUGAUUCACAGGAUGUGAGUACACUUGUCAACCUCUGUAAGUCAUGCCACAAUAACAUACACAGUAUGUACACUGAGUCAAUAUUCUACUAGGUCAGCAAUCUUGGAGACUGGCAUUAGUGAUCAAGAUCCCUACUCAUGUGUCUUAGCUAGAUUUGGAACCCCCUACCUAUACCCCUUGUUUUAAAACCUCAGAUUUUAUGCAGUUUUCAACAAAGAAAUGUGAUGGCUUAUCAGGAAGCAGAUUAAAAUAGGAUCAUAUUAGCUGCACUUGAAAACAAUAAAAGCAUCAGCAUGGGAUGUCCACAGUGAAACACUCUUAUAGCAAUAUAUAUUCUAUGUAAGCCCAGCAGCCUGAAGGAAAAGAUGGACCAAAGCUUCUUGUUAUUGCAUAAGUGGUAACUCAAUAAAUGAGCAUUCUGCUGUCAUUUCCAGCUGUGAUGAUCUCUCACAAGGGAUCUGUUUGCAUCUCCAGCCAGUGCAAAGUAUACAAAAUUCUACUUUCUGAUUCCUUGCAAAGGUGGAUCUUUUCAGAUACAUCUGCAGCCAGCUAGCCCAAUAAGCUCCUGUAUGAAUGUUUCAUAUCUCCAUUGUAAUAAAAGCAAUCAUAGAUUUUCAUGGUGUAACAGAAUUCAGUGUGCCAUAUGCAUUUCUCCUGCAAAGAAGACUUUUCUUCUUUCUCAGCCAUCAGGACACCAUCACUUACACUCCCCUAGACACAGGUUGAUGGCAGGGCUCCUGCUGUGUCUAUGAUAGCUGGAGAUCUUAUUCUUCUGCAAAUAAAACAGAAAAACAAAACACAUGAAAAGUGAUUGGGGAGCUGGACGUUUUGACGAGAUGCACUACAAUGCCUCCCCUCCUAUCUUCUGUUAAAGUUUAUUUACCAACUUCAUGGUUGCUAAGCCUUGGGAGUAAAGAAAAAGCUCCACACCAACAAAACACAUUUAUCUUGAAGCUGUUAUUAUGGAAACAUAGAAUGGAUCAGAAGUUGAUGAUUUUGCAUCAGCGUGCUGAGAUCUGAUAUAGAGUACAUCAGUGUAAAGAUGUGCUCUUUCAAAAACUAGUCUUUUUAUAAAUAGGUGGAAAAGGUGAAUUUUUUUCAUUUUUUACCAUUCUGCUAGAGUAGUGUUUACCACCAGCUGUCACUUUUGCUGUAUCACUGUGGUUGGUUUAUGUGGCAAUGACUCAGACAGCACUAAAUAAAAUUGCUGGGCACUGCAAGCUGGAUAUAGUUUCUAAGUCAAGAAUAAUUAUUUGGUCCAGUACUUUUCAGCUUUAUAAAAUCCUCCUUGGGUAUGCAGUGGUCUCUUUAAUUUGAUAUCAUGCAGCCAAAAUAUAUACAAAUAAGAUUCAUCAGUUACAUGAGUCACUCACUAUCCUAAUGAAGGUUUAUAAUGUAAGCAUGGGGUGUUGGACAGGCCUUUCUAUCCAUCUCUUUAAAUCUUGCCUGAUGACAGUACUACUUUGUGUGCUGGCUUCAUGGAAGUAGUGUCUUCCUUGGACCAGUUACUUAUCAGAAAAGACAUUUGAGGAAGGUUCUCCAUCGUGCCAGAUCUACCAACUGCAGAAGGCCCAUUGAAACAAGUUAGAUGGAGUACUGCAAGAAGGGACUGCCAGCUGUCAUGCUGCCUGGGAGGUACAGUCCUAUAGUGUUGGGAAACCAGAGCCAAUGUUAUAUCUCUGUGAUGACUUUUUUAAUAUAUGAAUUGUUGAUAUUGUACAAAUGUACGUAUCACCAUAUUGUCACAACUCUGGGGACCCUAUUUAUUUGAUAUACUUUUUCAUACCAAGGUUACCUUACCUCCCCAUUUUUGUUCAUGGGUAGUUACACAAGCUAGCCAAAAUACCCAUUUGCCCCAAACACUGUCUGCUUAAGUCACACAGUAGGCAAAUACAGAUGGAAAGCUUCAAACCCUGUACCCUUGUCAUAGGAAGUAGCUCAUUUACAGGUUAGAGCUUUAGUCCUCUCUGCUAAAUGCCACAGCAGCCUAUCAUGUAUGAAAAGCAAGACGUGUAGGAGUACCUCAGGAGGGCAGAUCCUGGCAAAAGCUGUGUUUCUGAAAGGGCAAUUAUAUCUGUGUAGUGGCAGUGAAUAUGUAUUUCUUCUUUGAGUAUUUUGGGAAACUCAUAAUGUAAUUCUAGUUUCUGGAUAUAACCGUCACUGGUCUGUUUACUCCUGUGUCUUGGUCAGUAGCUAAGAGAGAGCCCAUGCAUUAAUAGAAGUUACCCAUCAUAGAGUAAAAUAAAAAAGAGUGGGAGAUUGACUCCCAUAUGUCUAUAUACAGGCAAUAAUGAGCAUGUAUUUGUGACUUCUGGAGGCUAGUAUGUAUGUGUGUCUGUGAUGGUGGGGGGGGAUUAUGCAAGUUAGAAAAGUAGUAUGAAUAAUAAUAAUUGCUUAAUACACUUCAUGGGCUUUUAUCUUCUAUAGGCUGUUAACUAGUCUGGAACACUGUUCACUGCACUAAAUAUACUUGCUCUGCCUAACUUUUUUUUCUUGAAAUCUGGUUGCUGCCUGUCAGCUUCAGGACAAACAAUUGAGCGCUAAAGAUUUCCCUUCUGAAAAGUACUUUGUAUUGUGACGUGGUUGCAUUUUUGAGAAAUCUGAAAAUCUUUUUCAUGUCUAUGAUUUGUUUUUAAUUCUCAUCUUUCAUAAAACAAUAGCACCCUUCAUUGCUUCAGUACGCUAAUCAUUACUAUUUUGAUCUUUGUAUUUUGUGUAUCCAUGGAACACAGAAAUCAAAAUGUUUCAUCAAUGUUUUUGUUUUCUUAUUAGCUUCGGUAACAUUUACUGAUUAUCUUUAGCUAUUUAGGAGAAAUUUGAUCCAUUUUCAACAAAAUAAUAAAUCUUUUUUUUUCUAUUCUUUACAGAAUGCUGAGUCUCUCGUUCACUUAUAAAUGUUCAUUUAUUUUCAUUCUUUCAUGCUCCUAUGUGAUUUGAUAUACUUUGCACUCAUCAUUUAUGUGUCUGCUUGUAUAUGUCCCUGAAAUACCAGUUUUCCCCCUAAGGAAUCUUAUGACAACUUCACUGGUCUCUGGUUCGUUUCACUUUUUUAUAUGAAAUUUACCCUCACGACUUCUCUAUUCAGCUUCCUGGAUAGCGUCUUCUCUUAUUUAAGGACAUCAUUUGCCUUCCUGGUUCAAUCUUUUAUAAAAUAUGUUCAAAAAAUGUGACAUAGUUAGUCCUGUUUGGUUGCCAGUAUAUAAAAGCAGAAUGAUGAGCACUGAAACAUAUAAAUGUGCCACUGUGCUAUACCUGGUGACAAUAUGGACCACUAUAUCUCUCCAAUCAUUGCUGUGGUUUUCUUUGUCUUUGACAGACCACCGCCACUAUACCAUCUGUCUGAUGCUUUAUUCCUUUGGCAAAGCCACCUGGCUACUUCCAAUUUGAAAAUCACGCAGGUAGAAGAUGCUGUCACAUGUCGUGCUAAGAUCCAUAAGAAAUUCUUGCUCACUCUCUCUGUCUGUCUCAUAUACUGAACAUCAUUUUAUCUUUGUUAAAUUUAUUCUCUACAUCACAAGGCAAAUUACUCUAUCCUUUUGUUUUGCGGUGGUCAUUUUUUUUAACAAAAUGCAGCCUGGUAAAGCUGCAGUAUAUAUCCCAGUACUACUACUCACUUGACCAUAACUUAAUAAGUAGUAGAAGUGGCAAUCUAUAUUGAUGUUCCUUUGGUCCAUAAGUGCAUAUUAUUUUGUCAGACACAUUCUACACAUCUCAUCUAUAUUUAAUUUUCAUUUUAACUCUGACGCUCACCCAACAUUAUCUUGUAGCCAUGUAAGUAUGCUUGGUUAACACCCGUUAAUAAGUUUAGUUGCCUUAUGAGAUACUUGCUUUCAAAAAGCCAGAAACACUCAAACGUGUGUACAAGAUUGAAAGUACAUUGAGUUACAUUUAUUUUUAAUUUUUACUUGUUCUUUAGUGUUUUUUGUCAUUAUUUUCUCUCGUGCUAUGACUUGCUUUGGCUGUUGUUUUGGCUUUCAGGACGUUUAAUUGUUAUAACCGUGUUAACAUUCUGUACAUUUACAUAUCAAGAUGAUUGUGAAGGAGCUGAAAACUGCAUCCUCCUGAUUGUAAGAGAAAGAUUAUAUUCUUGGAAGGCACAGUUCAAUGUAUCUGUCCCUUUUCAAACAGAAAGAGAUAAAACAUUGCCCUGUAACGUAGGAGAAAUAAAAUGCGUAAUAACAGCUAUUGACGUUCUUAUUUUCCCAACGCUAUGAUGUUGUAGAAAAGACUAAUUCCAUUUUUUUCACGUUCUUUCUGUUGGCUUGUACAAAGGCUGCAAUAUUCAGCACUGUAUUCAAUAAUAGGUAAUAUCAGUGAAGCAGAAAAGCUACAUUAAUCUCCUUGGACUGAUUAAAUAUCCCAUUAAAUAUCCCAUUUAGAAUUAGAUGGACUACUGAAUGUGCUUUUCUGAAUUUAGUAGAUGCACGGUGGUAAUUUUUAAGAACUAUUUUACUUAUGUACAUUUGAGCAAUCAAAGAGUAAAACAUUUGUGGCCAGGUAUGUACCAUUUUUAGAGUAAGUGACUUAAGUUGCAUUCUAAAAAUUUAGAAUGUGUCAGAGACCAUGUAUAAGAAAACAAUAAAAACAGAGGGUUCACCUUGUUUCCUACAUGGUAGUUUGGCCUAUUAAAAAUGAAGCGUCUUAGUCCUUUAGUUAGUGAAUGAUGACCAAGCAAUACUCACUUAAGAUCCAUGUAUACAGAAUUAUGAGAAGUUGUGCCGUGGCUUUCAUAAAAACUGCAUUACACAUGGCAUAGUACAAGUAAGUGACAUGAAUAAAACUGUUUGACUAGCCAGUUACAACACAUGCAUUGUUUUCUGAUAUGGUGUGCAUGGUACUCAGGCCAUACAUGUGUUCCUUAUCCACAGUGUAUGGUUUAUUGUAAAUAAAGGAUGUACUGCAUUAAUAGAUUAAGUUUUAUCAUUAUUAUGUGACACCUAAUCUAUGUUGUAGAUAAUCAUUUGUGCUAUGGUGUAGACUUAAUAAAAUUCCAAAUGAUCUUGGUUGUAUAAGUUUAAAAACAUGAUCUAAACAAUAAAUUAAUCUUUAAUAAAUUA